UAUUGCAUUGCACUUUUUUUAACGCUCCUUUUACGAGAGAGAGAGAGAGAGAGAGAGGCGGAACUCGUUCGGCCAAUUCUGAAAUUUAGACACCUUCCGAUUCGCGCGAUUUGAGUUACUCGCUAGUACGUUCUGGAUCGUUUUAAUUUUUUCUAAAAAAGUGUACCAUCGCGAAACUCUAUGUGCGUUUGUGUGUUUGUGUAUGUAUGUAUACUUACAUCCUACUCAUUCGUGCGAAAUACGGCCCGUUUCGACGUGGAAAAGAGAAAGUCUCCAUUAUUGUUUACAUUUACACUGCACAUUGCGUUACAUCACGGGGAAGAGGUCAAUACUCAUUGCGGCCGCGCAUAAAGCGAAAGUCUUCCAACGGGCGUAGACGUUUCUGCACGUUGUUAAUCGAUAUAACUAAUCGUCAUCGUGUCAAACUCGUUUUCAUAUUAUCUACGCAACAUACGUAUAAAAUGGUAACUCGUAACUAUUAGAGGGGGAAAAAAGGUUCACGCGCGUGUCACGGCGACUAACCAAAUAUAAAAUUAAAGUAGUCAUCGUACAUGAUACGUUAUGCAUAGAUCCAAGUUUUGGAUUUUACAAGUUUUUUACUUUGAUAGACUAUUAUAAAGAAAAAAAAAGAAAGAAAAGAAACGAACGCCAAGAUAGGAGAAAAACCGUAACUUUUCGUCGCGUAUUUCCAAUCGAGUCAAAGCUAUCGCACAAGCAUAUAGCGUUUAAUAUUCCCUACUACCGUUAACUUUACGCAGACUGAUCGUUCACGGAUUAUAGGCGCGCAUUUAAGAAAAGACAAGGUAUGAAGGAAGUUGCGAUUCUUUGCCUCGAGUAUAAAACAACUUGUACGCUUACUCUUAAAACACGGCAUACGGAUCGGGUCUCUGCGUGUAAAGAAUUUCUUUCUCGUAAAAAAAACAAAAAACGGGCAAGUUUUUUCAAGUGAGUGUCUCGCAAGGAUAAGAACGUAGAAAAAAAUUGAUAUAAUGCCAUUUAUUGAAAAAUCGAGAAAAACAAAGGACGGCUGUCCAAAGUCAUUGAUACUUUUAAUUCGAGAUCUGACUGUUGUUUGCCUUAUAACGCUGUCAAUAUCUUCGAUCGAGGGUAAACGAAAUCAUGGUGAGUAUAAACGAUUACGUACAUAGGUACUCACAUAUUUUGAUUUAGGCAUUAAACGGUCAAACGUUGCAUCGAUACAACUUUCUAACGUAGGACUACUAGGCAUGUCGAAUCGUAUUAAAUUACGACGGCUCGGAUACAGUCGCGAAGAAUUGAAACCAACGAUUUGUUACGAUCUAGUUGGCUGCUUCGCGGAUCCACCGGUUCGUUUGUCUUUGAAAAGACCACCCGAGCAUCCAAACGUUAUCCAAACAAAGUUCUUACUGUACACCAGAGGCAAUCGGGAAAAUCCGAAAGUUAUCGUGUACGCAGAUAGGUCCGAGUCGUUGUUACAAUCUGGAUUUAAUGUGUCGAAGCAACUGAAAGUCAUCAUACACGGCUUCAAAGGUAGCGGUAGCGAUUACGGUUUGAUCCGUGGGAUUAAUGCUCUCCUCGAUCUGGAGGAUGUAAAUAUAUUGAUAUUGGAUUGGACGAGAGGGGCAGGCACGAGCUACGCGGCAGCAGUCGCUAAUACCGAAUUAGUUGGCCGACAACUUGCCCUUGUUCUCUUGGAUGUCUUUAACUUGGGGACCGAUCCGAUGGAUGUACACGUAACGGGUUUCAGUUUGGGAGCUCACGUAGCGGGAUGCGCUUCUGAAAUGUUAAAAAAGUGGGACCUCCUACUUGCUCGUAUCACUGGGCUCGAUCCUGCCUCGCCAUUUUUUCGAAACCAUUUAUUUCGCGAAAAAUCAAGGAAGCUCGACGCCACCGACGCUCAUCUCGUUGACAUUAUUCACACCGACGGUUCCGAAGAUUUCACCGAUGGAUUUGGCCUCCUCAAACCUAUCGGACACAUCGACAUUUUUCCUAAUGGCGGUAAGGAACAGCCAGGAUGUUCCGACGUUAAAAAUUCCGUCGUUGUCAGCCAUUUGAAAGAAGAACUUUUAGAUAGAGAGAUUGCGUGCAGUCAUUUGAGGGCCUGGCAACUCUACGUAGAAAGUAUACUGACCCAAUCCCAAAAAUGUAAAUUCAUAGCAUGGCCAUGUCCUCAGGGAACCGUUUCAUACGCAAGAGGAACUUGUUUCCCUAUGGAAUCUGUCGGUUGGUCUCAAGAAAUGGGCUACAGAGCGAAUCGUGGACCGUUAGGAACUUAUUUUUUACCUACCAGAAGCGAACCACCCUUUUGCGGAGAACCCUUCAGAGUUGCUAUAGUGACAGCUAAAGGUCUACCAAAAACUAUGGGAAUAUUGCUCUUUAAAACGUAUCAAAAUAAUUCAACGACGACGUACAAAAUCAAUUGCCUAUUACCCAAACUAUACAAUCAACCAGCGAUGUUUUACAAUAUAGCGGCGAAUGAUUUUCUAUCCGGUUUACAUAAAGCAACAGUCAUAAAGGGCACGAUUCAGUAUCAUAAAACGAUCGGGCGUGACGAAAAGGAAAAAAGAAGACCCGAUUUGGAUACUAUACUAUUGAGUAAACUGUUUCUCGAGAACAGAAAGGGAGAUAGAUGGGAAUGUUGUAACUUUAAUACUUCGAUUGGUCUACAAGAGAUACACGUGGAACUCCAGAACGUACCAUGUGACCCACACUAAAAAAUUAUACUCUUCCAUUAUACAAAUCUGUUGUAUCAAAUAUAAAUCAUAUACUAUUAUGCGCAUAA
This is a messenger RNA of Vespula vulgaris, 2761 nucleotides long. RefSeq names its product pancreatic triacylglycerol lipase-like. NCBI's taxonomy places the organism in Eukaryota, Metazoa, Arthropoda, Insecta, Hymenoptera, Vespidae. The transcript is spliced from 7 exons. Gene Ontology annotation, biological process: lipid metabolic process. The coding region runs from base 1227 to 2693 and encodes 488 amino acids. The record is from RefSeq and is a predicted model, not a curated record. Gene Ontology annotation, molecular function: lipase activity.